AUGCUCAUAUUUCCUAGUGAACGAUUUUGUCUCGAGUCUAAAAAAGCUCGAAGCACAGAUCCAAGAAUGCAGAGGUGCAUGCCAUGCGAUGGAGCACGUGUACAUCAGUAUUGCAAGGCACUUUCCCCAAAUUCCAGCGGAGGAUUCCACGCUGCUUACUUGUGCGUACUUCCAGAUCGUGUCUACCCACUGUGGCUACUGCCCUGUACCGAUGCAUGCUCCUCAAACAGUCGAUGCUUCUGGCACAGAGCAAAGCUUCUUCGAUUCGGCCUUGAUGCUAACCGGGAUCCGGAAUAUCUUGAGGGCUCUGGGACAGCUGGUUUUUACAGUGGGUCGAAUGCCUUAGGGAAGGUAUUUACUCCUGCGCUGCCCAACACAACAUGGGCGGAAAUGCGUGGAUACUUAAACAACUCAGCGGAAGAGCACCUUUGGAAGAAGAGGCAAGUGAACGAGGAGGUGUGGAGGUUGGGAGGAGAGUUGAAGUGGGCUAGAAUUGACGCCUACCAGUUAACGUGGUCAAACCUGUUCCACUUUUCUGGAGAUUUCCAGUGCUCGUGUCACUUCCACAGAACCACUUUUAACUUGGCCUCAGGAGAGUACAUCAUAAGUGGAGAGCAGACGCAGGCGCAGGUUAAUGAAGUCGUUGACAUUAUGAGAGUUAACAUGGAAAAGGUGCUUGAACGAGAUGCCAAGCUGGCCCAGCUUGAUGAUCGUGCAGCACAUCUUUCUGUGCUCUUAGAUGCUCUUCAAGCUGGUGCUUCUCAAUUUGAAGCCAGUGCUGGAAAAUUGAAGAACAAAUACUGGUGGAAAAAUAUGAAGGUAUAA
Molecule: messenger RNA, 825 nt
Organism: Echinococcus granulosus
Lineage: Eukaryota; Metazoa; Platyhelminthes; Cestoda; Cyclophyllidea; Taeniidae
Product: Vesicle-associated membrane protein 2
Exons: 6
Coding region: 1-825 (274 amino acids)
Biological process (GO): vesicle-mediated transport; vesicle fusion
Cellular component (GO): SNARE complex; plasma membrane
Molecular function (GO): SNAP receptor activity; syntaxin binding
Source: RefSeq, a predicted model, not a curated record